Strongyloides ratti is the source of this 642-nucleotide messenger RNA. RefSeq lists its product as hypothetical. The transcript is spliced from 3 exons. NCBI's taxonomy places the organism in Eukaryota, Metazoa, Nematoda, Chromadorea, Rhabditida, Strongyloididae. The record is from RefSeq and is a predicted model, not a curated record. The coding region runs from base 1 to 642 and encodes 213 amino acids.
AUGUACAGGACAAAUAAGGACGUUAUAGCAAAUAAAAUUUCAGAACUCAAAAUUCAAAACAAUGAUUUUCGUAGAGGAAUUGAGGAACAAGAAUCUGAUAUCCAUAAUGCUGAAGUAUUUUAUCAACGAGAAUACAAAAGAUUGUUAGAACUUAAAUUAAAUAAUGAAUUAAUGAAAAAUGAAAUUGAAAGUUAUCGUAGCAUAAACACUUAUAUGUUAAAGCAUAAUGAGUGUAUUACAAAUGAAAUAGAAAAUGAAACACGUUCCAUCAAUCAUUCUAUUAAUGAAGGUCUCCUUCAAUCAUCUACCUCAAAAUUUCCUUUAUUAAAUGAUGAUCUAGAGGAAUCCAAAGGACAACUUAACAUUACUGUUGACAAAUUAAAAUUUUUAAUUGAUGAUUCCUCAAAGGAUAAGUAUAUAAAAAUACAAGAGAAGUUACUUGCUGAUUUACGAGUUGAACAGAUGGCCUAUGAAGAGAUGGCUAAAAAAUUAGAAAAUGCAAAAGAAAGAAUUUUCUCUAGAAAUCCUACAGGUAUCUCAGAAAAUACUUGGAACACAUUAAUUGAUGAAAUCAAACAAUCUAUUUUUGUAAAAUGGUAUGAAUUUAGUGAGGCAAAUAUCACUGCAAGAAAAGUUAAUUAG